Molecule: messenger RNA, 2327 nt
Organism: Sebastes umbrosus (honeycomb rockfish)
Lineage: Eukaryota; Metazoa; Chordata; Actinopteri; Perciformes; Sebastidae
Gene: rps6kb1b
Product: ribosomal protein S6 kinase b, polypeptide 1b
Exons: 15
Coding region: 144-1652 (502 amino acids)
Biological process (GO): protein phosphorylation; signal transduction
Molecular function (GO): ATP binding; protein serine/threonine kinase activity
Source: RefSeq, a predicted model, not a curated record
UUACUGCGCAUGCUCCGUGUAGUAGCCGGGUUAUGGCGGCGGUGUGUGUUCGUCCAUGAGGUGGAGGGACGCCUGCUGUUGCUGCUAGUCUGACGGUCUGUGACAGAAAGCGAAGCGAGAUCCGAGCGAAGAAACACGCUGCCAUGGCUGGAGUGUUUGACAUUGACUUGGACCAGCCGGAGGACAAUGUCUCCGACGAUGAGAAUGAGGAGAUUCAAAUCGGUGAUAUCAUGGACCAGUGCAGUGGAUUUGAGUUCAACAUGGACGACUGUGAGAAGAUCGAGAUAUCGGAGGACAACGUCAACCAGGGGACGGAGAACAUCAGACCGGAGUGCUUCGAGCUGCUGCGGGUCCUGGGGAAAGGUGGUUAUGGAAAGGUUUUUCAAGUUCGAAAAGUUGUCGGAGCUGCAUCGGGCAAAAUAUUUGCAAUGAAAGUUUUAAAAAAGGCUAUGAUUGUACGCAACGCCAAGGACACAGCCCACACCAAGGCAGAGAGGAACAUCCUUGAGGAGGUGAAGCAUCCCUUCAUUGUUGAUCUCAUCUACGCCUUCCAGACAGGAGGGAAGCUGUAUCUCAUCCUGGAGUACCUGAGUGGAGGAGAACUGUUCAUGCAGCUGGAGAGGGAGGGCAUCUUCAUGGAGGACACAGCCUGUUUCUACCUGGCAGAGAUCUCUAUGGCUCUGGGUCACCUGCACCAGAAGGGCAUCAUCUACAGAGACCUGAAACCUGAGAAUAUCAUGCUCAACAACCAUGGCCAUGUAAAGCUGACAGACUUUGGACUGUGUAAAGAGUCAAUUCACGACGGCACAGUCACUCAUACUUUCUGCGGUACCAUUGAAUACAUGGCCCCAGAGAUCUUGAUGAGAAGCGGACACAACAGAGCGGUGGACUGGUGGAGUCUGGGCGCUCUGAUGUACGACAUGCUCACAGGAGCGCCGCCGUUCACUGGUGAAAACCGAAAAAAGACCAUUGACAAGAUCCUGAAGUGUAAGCUCAGCCUCCCACCCUACCUCACACAAGAAGCAAGAGAUCUCCUGAAACGGUUGCUGAAGAGGAACGCCUCGUCGCGGCUCGGAGCGGGAGCGGGAGACGCCACAGAGGUUCAGGCUCAUCCCUUCUUCAGACACAUCAACUGGGAGGAUUUACUGGCUCGGAAAGUGGAGCCCCCCUUCAAACCUUUCCUGCAAUCAGCUGAAGACGUGAGUCAGUUCGACUCGAAGUUCACCAGUCAGACGCCAGUCGACAGCCCGGAUGACUCGACCCUCAGUGAAAGUGCCAAUCAAGCCUUCCUGGGUUUCACGUACGUCGCUCCGUCAGUCCUGGAUAACAUCAAAGAAAAGUUCUCAUUUGAGCCAAAAAUCCGCUCUCCUCGACGGAUCGUAGGCAGCCCAAGAACACCUCUCAGCCCAGUCAAAUUCUCAGGGGGGGACUGCUGGGCCCGGAGCCCCCUUCUAGGACCGAGUGUCGUCCAAUCACCUCAGGACCAGGCCAUGGAGCUGUCCACCCCGGAACAGAUGGACGUCUCGACGAACUCCGAAGCCUCGGCCCCUCUUCCCAUCCGCCAGCCCACCGGGGCCAACAUGGGUCAGAUGAAGCAGCAAGCCUAUCCCGUCGUGGCCAAACGGCCCGAGCAUUUACGUAUGAACCUAUGACCCACCGCGCCUCUUUAGGAGAGUUUAUUUCUGGACUCUUUUUUUCUUUUUGUUGAUAUUUUUUAAGAAACAAAGCAAAAAGAUAUGGAUGCUAGAGACAAUUCAAAUCCAAAAUUGCACAUCCGCACACUCCACAUACUGUCACAACCUGGAGUUUGCAGUGUUGCAGUUUAAGUGCUACCGAUGACAUCACCGCCUCGCCACUUCUCCUCCGACACCUCAGGUCUCAUGACCUUUGUCUCCCUUUCUGAACUGGACUAGUAGGACUGGAAACCCCUUUUCGAGGAGCCACAGCCUUUUUGUGCGACCUGGAAAUCAAAGGCGAUAACGUAUCACACAGUAUGCAAGCGAUUUAAAAUGCGGUCGGUCUGCUGUACGGGAUGACGUCCGAAGUGCUUUGUGCUAUUUUGAGUGAAUGCUAGUGAGGCAGAUUGCUUCCAUUGGGAGAUUUUGACAGUUGUUCUUAGACAAAAAAAUGCUUCCUGGCUCUGAAUGAAAUUAUAUUAAUUAGGUUUAUUAUUGAAAAAGAUUAUUGUGAGCAGCGGACAAGCAGAGGUUCUGGUAUUGAUGAAUAUAGCUUUAUGUCUUAUGGUGUUUUACAAAAUGGGAUGCAUUAACUGUGCUAUACAUCAAUGAUGAAUCAGAGAGCCUAAAUUAAACAAGAAAAAAAACACA